Closterium sp. Naga37s-1 is the source of this 3582-nucleotide messenger RNA. Lineage: Eukaryota; Viridiplantae; Streptophyta; Zygnematophyceae; Desmidiales; Closteriaceae. The record is from the annotation of a GenBank genome assembly.
AUGACAGUCGCAGCAAUGCCGGGUCGCUUCGUCCCAUCUCCUGCGCUUCCCCCAGCCUCCCCUGGUACGAGAUUUUCCUACGCUUCUCCGAGAAACUUCCCCUCCGACGAGCCUGGCUCGGCGCGCAAUGGGCGAGAACACCUCUCCCUCACAGACAGCUCGCUUCUUGACGCACUUGGAGGCGCUCAACGAACCUCCAGCGGCCACGUGUCAUCGGAUAAGACAAAUGGGGCUGCGGAAUCGUCGCCGCCUCUCGAGAAGUCGAGGGGAAGCGCGGAGGCGGAAGGCGGAACAGCCAAGAAGGAACAGAUGGCGGAGGAGGCGGAAAAGGAGGCGGAGAAUGGGGAGGAUAGGGGGGAGGAUGGUGGGGAGGAGCAGAGCAGUGGUGAGCGCAAGGUGCCAGGCGAAGGGCAGAAGGAGGGGGGGGUAUCGGGGAAGACGGGGGAAGGGGGGAGUGGUGGCGGGAAAGGGGGGAGCGGGGAGGGCGAGUGGUGCGAGGCGCUGGGCGGGGAGGUUUGUCUGGUGGCGUGCCGGCGACCGCAGCUGCUGGCGCGCAGUGAGAGGGGGCGGGGCGGCGUGUGCGUGAACAUCGAUGAUGAGCUGGGUGCUGGCUGGUGGCUGACGGGUGCAUUAGCGGCAGUGGAAUCGAGUGGUGCUGAUGGUGAGGUGGAGGGCACCGCUGGUGAGAGGUAUGCUGUAUCCUGGCAACUGUCCGGGGUGUACGAGCCAUACUGCAUGGACUUUGGGCCGCUCAGCGUGGCGUGCAUCCACCGCUACUGUGACACCAUGGACCAAGCCCUGCAGGUGGGCGCUCUGUGCUGCGUGCUGUCAUUGAUAGGAGGGGCGGGGCCUAUCACGGAGGGUGGUGCAUGUGUGCAGCAGCGCGCCCCACAAGAAGGCCAACGCCGCCCUGCUUGUCAGUGCCCCCUCCUCCCUCUGCUCCCCUUUUCCCCUCUGCUCCUCCCAGCGCUCCCCCUUCCCCCCUGCUUCUCACCACCUGUGCACUGCAUUUUCCCCAUUGCACCGCAAUCGACCGCCAGUACUCUGUGUCUGUGCUCUGCUCUAGCAGCGUAUCUCAUUCUGCGCCAUGCCAUGCCGGCCCAUGCCGCCCACGCGCUGCUGCGCCCCUUGGAGCCGCUGCCGCCCUUCAGGGACGCGUCCAACGGCGCGUGCACCUUCCACGUCACCGCACUCGACUGCUGCCAGGCGCUAGAGCGGGCACAGGAACGGGGCCUUAUUGCGGGGUUCAGGGUGGGCGAGUACGAGCGGCUGGAGCAGGCCGACCUCACGUGGAUGCUGCCAGGGCGACUGCUCGCCUUCAGCACGCCUGCUGACGACCCCGCCAGUGCCAUGGAGGGGUACCUCACCCCAGAGGACUAUGUGCAGUACUUCCGACAGGCGGGCAUAGCGGCCAUAAUCCGGCUCAACAGGAGGGUGUACGACAAGAGGCGAUUCACCCGCCAUGGCUUUGCUUUCUACGACCUCUACUUCCCUGAUGGCGGUGCCCCCUCAGAUGGCAUAGUGGAGCGGUUCUUCGCCGUGGUGGAGGGCAGCAACGGGCCCGUCGCCAUCCACUGCAAGGCAGGUCUGGGGCGCACGGGGGUGCUGGUGGGGUGUUACCUUAUGAAGCACUGCGGCAUGACGGCCAGGCAGGCCAUAGCAUACACGCGGCUCGUGCGGCCGGGGUCAGUGAUCGGGCAGCAGCAGCACUUCCUGGCGCUCAUGCACCCGCGCAUGGCACGUGCUGGAGAGGAGUUUCGGCGCAAGACCCGAGCGCUCUCGCCCUUCUCACCUCGCACCACCACCACCACUGCAUCCCACAACCCUCCCCCUGUGCUCCCCCACGCUCAUGCGCCCAGCCUCGCCCUGCCAUCGCGCACGGGGCGCAAGGUGUACGCGCGGACGGACGAGCAGGCAGCAGCAGCCGUGGCCGACUUGCAAUUCGCCCGCCACUCGCGCUCGCUCGCCCGCACCGGCUCCGUGCCUGUGCGGCCAGGCUCGGCAGGACCGGCACGGUCAGGCUCGGCCGGGCCAGUGCGGUCAGGCUCGUCAGUGUCCGCGUCGCUGCGGUUGCCCCUGGGGAGGAGUGUGAGCCGGCCAGGCAGCAGCAGUGGUGGUGCCGAGAGCAGCAUGAGUGGCGGGGGUGGUGGCGGGUGGAGGGCAUUGGACCCAAGCGGAGGAGGCAACGCGAAGGAGGGCGGAGGAAGCGGGGAGGAGGGUGAGGAAGGAGGGGAGGGAGGAGAGGAAGGGGGUGGGAUGGGAGUGCGGGAGAGCGGGGCAUGGGUGAGGCUGAGACGGCUGGGGGGAAGCAUGCGCAUGCCGUUUGACUCACUCGCCCUCUCCCUCUCCUCCUCCCCUGCCCUGCGCCGCCCCAUCAGCAAAUCAGCAUCCAUGUCCCCUUACACAUCCAUGCCUGCCAUGACUCCCAUGACUCCCCAUUCCUCUGUGCCUGCAUCCCAUGCAUCCCAUGCAUCUGCUGCUCUCCCCCCCGGCAUGGCAUCCCCCGAGCCUCGCCAUGUGAGGGCUGCCAGGCGGCUCAGGCUGAGGGGGUUGGGGGCGGCUGUUGAUGGAGUGCGGGUGGUCAGAGGGAUGGGGAAGGAAGCAGGGGAGAGUGGUGGUGGUGCGGAGGAGGUGCGUGUGGGGGAGGGUGGUUGUGGUGUGGGGGAGGGGGAGGGAGGAGCGCGGUGUGGCGAGGGGGAGUGCAGUGCGGUGGAGGGCAAUGUUGCUGUACAAGAAGCAGAAUGUGUAGGUGAGGAGGGUGCUGGUGCAGCAGAUGUAACGGGAGAAGGCAGGGAUAGGGAGUCCAGAGGGGCAUCGGAGCAGGCAGCAGAGGUUGCAAGCGCGCUUGCAACGAGGAUGGACAGUGCAGCACAGGUGGCAGCACAGGCUGUACCAAGUGAAACAGUGGCAUCAGAUCAGGGAGCGCCAGAGGCAGCAGCAACGGCACCAGAUUCUGAGAGGCCGCAAGCAGCAGCAGUAGCAGCAGCAGCAGCAGAGCAGGUGGGGGCGAGCAGGAAGACACACUCAUGGGCAACCUCAUGGCUGGGCUUGUCAUUCUUUGCUGCUGCAGCGCGCACAGCCACAUCCGCAGGCUCUGCAAGCCCGCUUCCCUCUCCUCUUCCAGCCUUCCCUCCCUGCUCCGCAGCAGGUGCAGCAGGCGUGGAGGGGGCAGCAGAGAGAAGCGAGGCAGAGGGAGCGGCAGAAGAGCCAGCGGCAGCGGCGGGAGGUGCAGAGGCAGCAGGGUUAGCUCCAGAAGAUGCCGCCCCAAGGCCGGGGGGGCCAGUGACACGCGACUACACACCGGCUGAUGCAGACCUAGCUCCUAGGUUCGGGCGCACACAGGCGGUGGGUGUGCAGGGCUCAGGGGGGGAGCAGGAAGGGGCGCGCAGAAGCACAGUGGUGCGAGUGAUUAAUGCAGGGGGACAGCCCAGGAAGGUGGUGGUGCCAGCAGGGCAGGGGAGAGUGCGGGGUGCGGGUGUAGAGGCAGGGAUGAGAGGGGUAGGGGGGCAUGCGCAGGUUGUUUCAGUGGCAAAGUUUGGUGCAGUGCAGGGAGGUCGGUUCUGGCUUGGUGUGAGAAGAUAG